Molecule: messenger RNA, 4071 nt
Organism: Symbiodinium necroappetens
Lineage: Eukaryota; Dinophyceae; Suessiales; Symbiodiniaceae
Source: the annotation of a GenBank genome assembly
AUGAGAGUCGCUCCCAAAGUAGGACGCGAUUACGACAGCCUCGGAGAUGCCAUCCCCGAUCAAGAAGCACCAAUCCCCAGGCUGCGGCAGGCGGGCAAGUCAUGGGGACACCUCACAGAUCCAGGCUCAGCGAUGUUGCCAAGGCGAGAAUCGUCCGAUGACUGGGCGAUGAUGCCUUCCCGGCUCCCGCAGUCCUUGGGCUACCAGGAUGUGAAUCUUGGAGUUGUCCAGCAGGUAUAUCCCCGGUCCUUCACGCUGAGCUCAGGAUACGAGGUGGACCCAACACUUCGAUUCGGCGGAUGCCGCGAUGGCGAGCUGUCCCCAAUACGCGCAAGUGCGGUGGUGAGAUCAGCUUCGCCGUUGACGACCGUCUAUAGUCUGCCAGCACAGGUUUAUACAAGACAGCCCAGCCCAGUCACUUCGGUGUCAACCGGCUUGUCAGUCACUCGCCCAGCCUACAUUGGGCCCGUGGAGGCCACUUCUUCCUAUACACAAGCCCAGGUCGCCGCACCCAAGUCUUGCUCCCAAGGCAAGUACGUGUCGUGGUCCCCAGGCUCAGGCUCAGCAACCUGGACCAACUACUCGUCAACCGACAGGGCUGGCGAGUGUGGGCGGAGCGAGGGCGCACUCAGCUCUGCCAGAGCAACCGCUGGCAAGCAGGAGAGCAUCGACCACCAAGGGGUGCCACAGAAGAGCAGCUUGCCGUCUGUGGACUCUUUGGCGAGUGCUCCGCGGCCGCUGCCGCUCUCGUUGGGUCAGCCUGCCACGAUGCAAGCUGAGGCGUAUCCUGCUGUGCGAUAUGUGGCCGGCCUUACCGAUAGCCAGCAGCUGCCGACCAUGCCUGCUUUGGGUACUACCCACACCGCGGCACCGCUUCCAUGCGCAAGUGUCCCAACGUCUGCAUGGACGCCAUGUCGGUCGUCUUUUCAGAGACUCCAUGCUGGCAAGCAGGAGAGCAUCGACCACCAAGGGGUGCCACAGAAGAGCAGCUUGCCGUCUGUGGACUCUUUGGCGAGUGCUCCACGGCCGCUGCCGCUCUCGUUGGGUCAGCCUGCCACGAUGCAAGCUGAGGCGUAUCCUGCUGUGCGAUACGUGGCCGGCCUUACCGAUAGCCAGCAGCUGCCGACCAUGCCUGCUUUGGGUACUACCCACACCGCGGCACCACUUCCAUGCGCGACCUCAUUGAUGGCAUCAUGGGCAGCACAGGGUGCGCCAGUCGCGACCGCACAGGAGGCCUCCACCAGGCCUUUGCGCCAGACAGGAUCCUUCGCGAGGCGCUUCGACACAGCUCGCACUGGUCAAGUCGAGGGCAGCCAUGUGAGAUCCAUUUCCUGGUCACCAUGUACCGUGACAGACUUGCCACUGCCUACAGCCAGCCAGGACGGUUGGCUCGCUCAAAGCAUCCCUGCUAGUCCCAGUGAUUCACCUCUGCCUCCACGCAUCGGGAGCGUGAGCCCGCUGAAGUGCUUGCCUGCGGGAUGUACGAGACGUGAAUGGGUGCCCGAGGCGCCGCGAUCGCUGCUUCAGGGCAGCCUUUCGAGAUGCGUGUCGUGGUCACCAGAUACCAUGGUGGUAGAGCCGGUGCCCAUGGAGAGCCAGGCGCUGCCUUAUUCCAAGGAGCCGUCGGAUGGCUGGUUCGCUCCAAACAUCCUGGCGAGCAGUUCGUCAUCUCUGCCUCCGCGCAUUGGGAGCGUGAGCCCACUUAAGUGCAUGCCUGCUGGGUAUACCAGACAUGAAUGGGACCCCGAGGCAAAAGGUCAGGCUCCGCAUCCGCCCACCCAAAUAGCGGUGCCACAGGCGGCGAACUUUCCGCAACUCUUGGCUGAAGCGAGAAGCAGGCUGCAGCAGAAGGUAGAUGCUGCUGCGGCUCUUUUCGACGUCUACGAUGCGACCCAGCCCAACGCGGCGGUACCGACACCCAUGCAGGCGGAGGGAGCAAGCUGCCGAAGCACGCUUUCUCCUAGCCCGUCGAGCCCAGCGACAUCUCCCGCUCCCAUCACCAGCACAAAGAAGCCCAGCAGCGGCCUGGCCAAGCUAAAGGCACUGUUGGCAGAGAGCAAGGUUGAGGAGCCUGCAAUACGAAGGCCCAGUGACACCUUGGAGCUCUCACUCAAGGUGCUGCCGAAGACAGAGGCGAUUCAGUCGAACCUGAGCGGCUGCCCUGGCACCCAAACGCCACUGCCGCCGCUGCCUGCGCUGCCUUCCAGGUACUUCACUCCACCCCGAAUGACAAGCGACUUCCUGACGCUGUCAAAGUCCGAAUCGACAGGGCUCGACGGACCUGGGGAGGCCAAAGACUUUGAGGGGAAGACGCCAUGCUCUGUAAGCUCGGGGACUACAGUGGAUCCACAACGGCUCCUCCGCAUGGAUCAGGAGUCGGAGUUAGAUCUUGCCGCAGCCCAAAAGCCGAAAGUGGAGUUCAGCCAGCAGCCCGAGAUGGCCGCUACGUCCGCUACGUCCGCUAAGGAUUCAGGGCUUCACCUGCCGACAGAGCCGGUCACGGCGAGCUGUUGUCAAUCCAGGCCGUCUUGGACUCCUCCAGCUCCAGCGAACGAGAAGGGCGCUCCAGAUCUCAAACCCACAAGGAGCCAGUCAGUGCCGACAGGGCUCGACUUGGGCCAGCGGGAGGUGGCUGAGGGCGAUCUGCUGAAGGAGAAAGACGGAGAUCCAAGCAAUCCAAGAGGUGCUGGAGAUAUUGCUGGGGGAUGGUCUCACUUCAAAGCCAAGGCAGCGCUGCAUGCCAGUGAUCUGCUUGAACGCAAAGGCAACGUAAAAGUGUACAGUCAUGUACAGUCUGCAAGACAGCCAGACUGGGUUGACACCGUGGCAACAGAACCCACUAUGUUCGGAGCUUCUGCACCCUUGAGCCGUUUGACCCGCAGCAUCAAGCUUCGGCUCGAAUGUUUGUGCCACAUCUCACUCAAUGAAAGAUCCUCGCUGAGCUUGGUGGACCGAGCGCAAGGGUGGAUGGGUUCGCCUUUCUCGGUCUGCGAGCCGCCGGAAGGGAAGCAGUCUGCCGAGUAUCACACCGAUGCCCUCGUCUACCGUCCCGGAAGUGACGUCUCCCCUCAGCGGCGCCAAGGCGGCUUCCUCGCUCCGCGGGCGGAAGUGAAGGUGGCGACGGCACCUCGGCCUGCUGGCCAUCAUUCCGAAGCAGUCGCUCCGACGGCUCCGACGGCUCCUAUCGCUGCAGCCACGGCCUAUGCAGGUCCAGUUGAAGGUGUGCUGCUCGAUGCUCGGGCCGAUGGCAAGGGCGGCGGCAGGCGAAAUGAUCCAAACAGGAAGCUGAGGGUGGAGAUCUCCGAGCUGAACUACAAGAUGCGAAACACGUGGGCUGUACCGACCACGCGCUACUUCGCGUUCAGGGAGGUCAUGAAGGCUCAGGUGAUACCUGUGGUGAAGGCACCGAAUGUAACUUUCUCGAAGUGGUCCACGGCAGAUGCCCUGCUGUACUUUGGGUCUCAUCGAGACGUUUGUGCUUUGAACUUUGCAAACGGGGAGCAGGUGGGCGGGGGCUACAAGACCGGAGCGCUGGCACAGGAAGAGGAUCUUUGCCGGCGCCUCCCCAAUCUGUACACUUCCCUACUGAAUGCCAAGCGGGAUGGCUUGUAUCCUUUCGGACCUCCAACAUGCCGAUCAAAGGAUCGGCCAGAGAGGUACUCGGACGUCCUUUUCACGUCAGACUUGGUCGUAGCGCGGGAGUCCGAAGAGCGUCGAUUUGAAGUCCUGCCACGAGAGAAGCAGGUACGCGUGUCUUUGGUGACUGCAGCUGCACCGAAUAUCAAUUUUGCCAAAGAGGUGUAUGACUUGGACCUCAUGGCCAAUACCAUCCGUGCGAUCUUCCUCGUUCCGAGGAUGGCAAGGCCCGAGCUUGAUACCCUGAUCCUCGGAGCCUGGGGGUGUGGCGCAUUCGGAUGCAAUCCGCAGCAUGUCAGUGAUCUGUUUGCCCGGGCCGUCGUGAACGAGGGGCUUGGGAAUCUGUACAAGGAGAUUCACUUUGCCAUUCCUGCGGAUGCCAACGGGACGGCCUUCCGGGAAACCUUCGCCAAAGUUCCUUUCAAGGAACUCUGA